Molecule: messenger RNA, 2920 nt
Organism: Anopheles stephensi (Asian malaria mosquito)
Lineage: Eukaryota; Metazoa; Arthropoda; Insecta; Diptera; Culicidae
Gene: orion
Exons: 6
Coding region: 540-2609 (689 amino acids)
Source: RefSeq, a predicted model, not a curated record
GCAAAGCGAACCAGGGCCUCCUCUAUAUUGGCCGUUGAACGCGCAGACCUGCAUUCUCUCGCAACCCUGCAAACCGGACGGGUGGUGUUGGUCCGGAUCUCGAACCUCGAGAGAGAUUGGGUGUCUGAACGUAAUCGAAAAUUCUUUCCCUUUGCACCAGCGUACAACUUCCAGAGGUGCAUGGUAAGAGAGGGUUUCUACCUAGUUCGGCGUCUGGUUCGAAACAACAUUACAAUGCGCACGGCAGUUGUUGGGUUGUUGGCAUUUUGACAGUGUUGUGUUGUGGAAUAGGGGGAAAACCAAAAAACUCCAUUAGUGUAAUGUGUGAGGGAUGGUGUGUUGUUGUUCUGUGCCGUCGUCAUUAGCACCGCCCGCAUAAGUACGGCCACCAGCUCCGUGUUCCAGCUCCGAUCAACCAAUUUGUCCCAAUUGAUGCUGCAGCUACUGCUGGUGGCAAUUGGUAGUUAGAAAUUCCGACAGCUCGCUCUCUCCAACAGUGAACCUGCCCCGCCGACGAUCAACACUCAGUUGUGCUCGGUAUGACGGGUGUGACGCGAAAGGACCUCCGGGCGAGGUUUUGUCCGCCAAAGAUGCGAACGCUGCUAGUGACAGUGGUAACGGUGCUGGUGUUCCUGCCGGCCGGAUGGACCGGAACAUGGGGCCACGCACAGGCCGAUUUGAUCAAUCCGGCCAUGAUCGCGUCGAAUAUCGCGUCCAAACUACUGUGGCGUAUCGUGCUGGAGGUGGGUCUCCUAGAGUAUGGCACCAACCAAUCAAACCCAUUCAAUUUGGACCAAAAUUUGCGCACCCUGCAACAGAUUAAAGAGCUGUCGAACGAGCUGCGCACAAGCCAUAUCACCAUGACAGAGAUCCUCGGGCGACGUAUGCAAGACGUGGUCGAGGAUGUCAGUAACCGAAACCGGUUCAUUGACCGGCUCGAGCGGCUGUACGCGAUCGUGCGGCUGAUCGAACGGCGGGAAACGAAGAUGAACGCACUGCUGAACGUGGAUGCUGGCUACGAAACGCUUACCCUGAGCCAGUUUGCCGAGGCGACGAUCGACGUUAGCAGGACGAACAGCGUGAUCGAGCUGCUGGACGAGCUCGAGAUGAUCGUGACGGGCAGCAAUGUGGUGCUGGUAUCGUCCGGACAGCGCGACAUCUUCGCCCAACUAAAUGUGGCGGCGAGCAGUGUCAUCUGCAGCUUUGGACUAUCGCCACAACAGAUGAUCUAUAUGCUGUACGAAUCAAUUGCAAUGACCGAGCUGAAGGGCUACAUCAUGAUGCAGUUCUCGUAUGCGUUACUCAAGGUGCAAGGAAAAGGUAACUUCACUGAAGAAUCUCAAGCACGCAGUAACGAGCUAAAUACCCGGCUGGCCCGUACCCAGCAACUCAUGCAAAGCGUUAUGCGCCAGACGAGCGGCGAAUACUGGCGCUGUGACCCGGAACGGGGUACGCACCGGGAGAACACCACCUACGUACAGUUUACCCGUCUGCUUCAGGGUUACAUCGAGAACGAGGUGGACAUGAACACGGACAACACGUGUCGCGAAACGUGCGACCACUAUCAGUACGGUCACGAGCAGCAACAGUGCUACAAGGAGCUGUACUGCUCAAAACAGCCCAAGUGCGCGGGUCGUAUCUACGACUGCGAGUACAUCGACUCCGAUAUGUGGAUCUGCCCUGCGGCACCGGGCAGCCAACGACGGUACGAGUACAUCGAGUACGAGAAUGGUGAAAUCCGUGGCCGCAAACAGCACUGUCCGCGUGGUACGAGCAAGGUCGAUUCCUGGUGGCGUUGGCUGUUCUGGCACUGUAGCUACUGCUUCUGUCUGUGCGAUGAUGCGGGUCGUCAUUCGGACCGUUACGUUAGUCUGCGCGAAUCCGUCUCGGACAUUGAACAGAAUCGGGUCGUAACAGGAUUACGGUUUGUGAAGCGCAAGCAAAUGUUGCAUUUGAUUGUACAGCAAGGGCAACUGCUGCCGGGCGGUGACAUCGCUAACGACACACUCGAAUGGGUAGUACCGAAACCGUUCAGCCACACGGACAAGGGUGUACGUGAUGGGCGCGACUAUCACACACUCUCGUACGAUCGGCGUGCUAUCGAUCUGGAUGAUGUGCACGUGCAUCCGGGGUACGUGUUAACAGGCGUACGAUUCCGUACGCUCGGGUCCCAUUUGAACCUGGAAAUUCGCAUGACCGAGAUGAACUUCACGUCCGGCACAUUGGUCGAUAUCGACCAAAGCAUCUGGAUCGGCAACGAGGAUGCAGACAGGACGGAAAUUCCACUACGCUAUAUGGACGUACCAACGCUAGCGCCCGCCAGAUCAACGCCCGACUCUACCAGCGGACAAUAUCUACGCUUCGGUCCGUCCGGUGGACGUGCGGAUGCGGCUCAAACGACCAUCCCGUUCUUGGACGCCCAGCCCGUGUACACGCUCCGCCCAACACCACUGGCCGGUGCGGGACUGAUGCACAAAGGUACCCCGAAGUACGGUGGUUUCGUUGCGCCCAAAGUGUUCACAUACGACUUUGGACCGCACAUUCAGGUUCCUACCAAGGAAUGGCUCAAGGAAGAAGUAGGACGGAUGUCUAACCGCAGCAUCAAUUAGUUUAGAACGCGACUGUAGCAACCAUUUCCGAUGGGACGUGAACUACCUGCUAGGGGAGCUACUGUUUAGGGAGGAGUAAAGCGAUGGGUCCAUCUUUCGCUAGGGAAGGCAAUAUUACGAUCGGAUACUUAUAGGAGAGCCAAGAUUGUUUUGCUCUGCUAAAAAUUUCUGCAGGUGGAGAGCAAAAAAUAUAAAUAUGGAGAGAUGGAAUCAUCAUUUAUCAGAUCGAGCGAAACCAUUACGCUUCGCCUACCAAAUGUGACUUUUAACCGAAAAUCGAGAAAAUAAAUCCUAAAUUCCUAACAUUUAAA